Messenger RNA from Syzygium oleosum, 1367 nucleotides. RefSeq names its product lipid phosphate phosphatase 2-like. The transcript has 9 exons. The record is from RefSeq and is a predicted model, not a curated record. The coding region runs from base 222 to 1190 and encodes 322 amino acids. Gene Ontology annotation, biological process: phospholipid metabolic process. Gene Ontology annotation, molecular function: phosphatidate phosphatase activity. Lineage: Eukaryota; Viridiplantae; Streptophyta; Magnoliopsida; Myrtales; Myrtaceae.
GCCGCCGCCGCCGCGCGCUGGCUUGCCCCUCGUCGAAGGGCGACUAAACCAAUUUCGGAUAACUGAAGGGCCGGGUGGGUCUAUCAGGCUUUCAUCCGGUGACGCUGUAUCUGUCAGUGGACCCACAAAAGCGGGCAUUCUUGAAGAGGAUUUCCCUCGGCUCUUGCUUGUGUUCGAGGCUUCUUGCGGAUUGAAAUCGGUGUUUUGCAAGGCACCAAAAAAUGCCAGACAUUCAGUGGGAAUCUCACACUAUUAAAUCCCAUGGAUACAAGGUGUUAACGACCCAUAGGCAUGACUGGCUCAUUCUUUUGCUUCUUGUGGUGAUAGAAGCGGUCUUACUUAUCAUAGAGCCAUUUCACCGUUUUGUUGGAGAAGACAUGAUGACAGACAUGAAAUAUCCUCUGAAGGCCAAUACUGUGCCCUUUUGGGCUGUCCCAAUUCUCGCCAUAGCGCUUCCAUUCUUUAUCAUUCUUGUAAUCUACUUCGUCCGCAAAGACGUUUAUGAUUUCCAUCACGCAAUUUUGGGCCUUCUAUUUUCGGUAAUGUUGACUGCGGUGAUUACCGAUUCUAUAAAAGAUGCUGUUGGACGACCAAGACCAGACUUCUUCUGGCGGUGUUUCCCUGAUGGAAAAGGGGUUUUCGAUCCCAUAACAAAGGAUGUCAUCUGUCAUGGAGAUAAGGCUGUGAUAAAGGAAGGCUACAAGAGCUUCCCCAGUGGGCAUUCCUCUUGGUCCUUUGCAGGUCUCAGUUACCUUUCAUGGUAUCUAGCAGGGAAAAUUAAAGCAUUUGACCGUCGGGGCCACAUUGCAAAACUCUGCAUCAUACUUUUCCCUUUGCUUGUUGCGGCCCUUGUCGCUAUUUCUCGUGUUGAUGACUAUUGGCACCAUUGGCAGGAUGUAUUCUCCGGCGCUCUUAUAGGAUCAAUCAUUGCUGCAUUUUGUUACUUGCAGUUCUUCCCUUGUCCAAAUGAUAUCAAUGGUUGGGCGCCUCACAAAUUUUUUCAGAUGAUGGAAGAGAGAAAUAGGGCUCAAUCUUCAGCUCAAAGGGUUAACUCUUUUCAUCCGCAACAACCAGAAGUCGAAGCUUCAUUUAUGGGAAAAACUAAUGGCAUGGAAAGUACGGAAUCAAGCUCACGCGAGCAUGAUACUACCCCUGUUUUGGAUGCUAUGGAAGCUGGGAGGAAAUACUGAUGUAAGAUAAUUUGUCGAAAUAAUGUAUCUUCACAUUUUUGUAAGUGUAUGUCCUAGUGAAUUCUUUAACCUCUGUUGUAGAUAUCCUUCUUGAAACACUCUGAGGUUGAGGCUUUUUAUCAUAACCAUGAUGUCACAUUUCACCUUGAACAUAUAUGUACGUUUAUCUAAUGUCUA